Pelodiscus sinensis (Chinese soft-shelled turtle) is the source of this 2985-nucleotide messenger RNA. RefSeq names its product E3 SUMO-protein ligase KIAA1586-like. Gene Ontology annotation, cellular component: nucleus. The record is from RefSeq and is a predicted model, not a curated record. Lineage: Eukaryota; Metazoa; Chordata; Testudines; Trionychidae. Gene Ontology annotation, molecular function: RNA polymerase II cis-regulatory region sequence-specific DNA binding; DNA-binding transcription factor activity, RNA polymerase II-specific; protein dimerization activity. Gene Ontology annotation, biological process: regulation of transcription by RNA polymerase II.
CCUGUCCUCAGAAACCAAGAGGAACAAAUGAUUUAAUGAUUUAAAUAAUCCUGUGGAAAGCCUCCCAGGGGUGGGCCAGUCCCUAGCUUGCCUGAAUCUGGCUCCGGAGGCUCAGGCCCUCCCCCAGCAUUGGGAACCCCGCACCAUCCCCCGUUCCUACACUUGCCCCCCACCCCUAGCCUGCUCCUUCACCCUCACCUUCCUACUGGGCAUGGAAAGUGAGCUGGUGGUGGUGGGAAAGUGGGGGGCCAGGGCUACAUGGGGGCUACCCAGCUGCUCCUGGGGCCGGGCACCGUGGGCUGAGGCUGGACUCGGGGCCGUGGUGCAGCCCCAGCUGCAGGAGCAGCCACGCCACAACCCCCGAUAAGCUAAGGGGAUUUUCUACAGAAAUUCUGUUAUAGAAUUGGCUGAAGUUCAUCCUAAAUUUGCUCUUAAUCUGGUCUGGGCCUGCACUCCCCGUCCUACAGGUGGAAGUCAUGUAUAAGCGAGGGCAAACAGCAUCUGUCAACACAGCAGCAAAUCCCAAGAAGAAAUGCUGCCCCACGUUCAAAGAAGAAUGGCUGAAUGAAAUAGUGGAAACAGAAUCGCAACAAUCUGAAGGCAAGAUGUGUGUACCAAUGGGGGACAUAUUUCAGUACAGUGCUGAUGUGGGCUUGAUCUGCAAAAUGUGUACCGAAGCUAGAAUAUCCAGCGACUUCUCUACAGGCAAGCAAGGGGAAUGGCCAUUGGACUACAUGAAGAGGCAUUUAUCAAGCAAAAGUCAUGAAUCUGCUGUACAUAUUCUUAGAAGCAGAAAUUCUGAUCCACUGGGAUGUGACUUGCAAAGUAUGCUAUUAGAAACCACGAAUGAGAAACAGAGGAGACUGGAAUUGCAGGAAAGACAACAUUCUGAGCUCGAAGAAAUAAAAAUUCUCAUAGAUAAUGUUCUGCUUGCAGUACAAAUGAACAGCUCCAUAAACUCUGUGCAAAAUAUAAAUGACCACAUGGUAAAAUAUCGGCAUAUACCGGUGAGCUUGUGUAGCAAGAACUAUGCUUUUGAGUUUUUAGAGUCAAUCAACAGUGUUGUCCAUGCAGAAAUCAUGUCAGCUAUUCGCCUAGCUUCCUAUCACACACUUAUUAUUGAUGAAAGCACAGGUAUUUCCGUUACCAAGUUGCUUAUAAUUUACUUUAAGUUCAGAGAUGCAGCAUGUACAACACAUAAGACAGUGUUUGGUGGAAUUAUUAAAUUAUCUGCCUGUGAUGCACAAGCUAUUACAGCUGCUAUCAAAGACUUCUACACGCUGAAUACGCUGGAUAUGAUGAAAAUGGUGAUGUUCACUUCAGAUGGUGCUUCAGUCAUGCUAGGGAAAAACAAUGGUGUUGCCGCACAACUCAAGCAGUGUGUCCCACAUUUAACAGAACUACACUGCGUGGCCCACCGAGAAGACCUGGGUUUAGUUGAUGCGUGGAACCAAGUGCCAAGGAUGAAGACAAUAGAGACCCUUUUGAAGACCAUUUAUACAGUCUUUUGCAGGUCCUCAAUCCAAAAGGGACAAUUUGAGGAAAUGGCCAAUGUCACAGAAAACGAGACUAUAUCAUUUAAACCUCUAAAUGAAGUAAGGUGGCUAUCUAAACAUUUUGCUGUAAGUGCUUUGAUGCGUAAUUAUGAGCCCCUUCUUAAAUAUUUUGAACAAGAAGUCUCAGAAAAUGAUGACCCAAUUGCAAAGUACUGCCUGAAGAAGCUCUCUGACACUAAUUACCAUAUCACAUUAGCUGUAUUAAAUAAUGUAUUACACGAGCUAGCAGAACUGACCAAAUGCUUUCAGAAGGGCUCUUUAACAACAUUUGGAGCUGUACAGUUAGCAAGGGCCCAGAUCCGGAAGAUGAGAGGGCAGUAUCUCGGAGAAACAGUCUCUUGGAGCAACAGUGUGAAAAGUCUAAUUGCAUCAAGCACCACAGAUGAGAAAUUCAAGAGCGAACCUAUUCUAAGCUUCAUCUCCCAACUGUGUGAUCAUCUGAAUAAGAGGUUUCCAGAGAAUGAACUAAAUGAAUGGGAAGCUUUUGACUUUGCCUCACUUUCAUCACAUCCAGUCAGGUGUGAAUUUGGCAUUGAAAACGUUAGCAAGCUAGUUGACAAAUACAGGAACGUUUUGGACCUUAGUCAAAUGAAGUCAUCUGCCCAAAAGACCAUGGAGGAGGAGAAGGAGUUCGUUGUGAACCAGUACAAUGGCUACAAAUCCAUAAUUGCAGAGAAACAUGAAGCAAAGAUGAUGACAAACUUCCAGGAAAUGGUGACUUUCACACUACAGAAUGCAGAGCAAUUCAGUGUUGUUUCACAGCUGGUGGAUAUAUGUGCAACGUUUCAAGCUUCCAGCGCUGAUUGUGAGCGUGGCUUCAGUCUCAUGAAUAACAUCAAAACUAAAUUACAAAACAGAUUGAAAGAAGAACACCUAGAUAUGCUAAUGAGGAUCAAAUUUCACACAUCAAGUGGUGGAGAAGUAAACCUGGACUCUGUGUAUGAACACUGGAAGAAUUGUAAAGGCAGAAGAGAAAAGGUUCAUCCUGAUGACUAGAAGCAAGCAACUCCCCCAUCAUCUAGCCUGGCAGUGUCAGCUAGUGGCGGUGGGUCUCAUUCCUAUCACUGUGAUUAGUGGUCUCCUAAAUAAACAAAGGAAUCUCUUGUGUCAAAACAAAAUGUUUAAUUUUAUGUUUCACAAGUCACAACAACAAAAGCGACCACUUACACACUUUUGCAUAUAUAAAGAUGCUAAAGUUUUUUUUGUCAAGCAGAGAUAUAAUCUUUAAUUUCAAGCAUUAACUGUAAUAACGUUUUCAUUUCAUAUGUCAGUACUAAUGAUAACAGAUUUUGUUUGCUAUGUCAAGAAAAUGGACAGUUUUGUUUUAUGCCUGCAAAGGAACAGAUACAUGUAAGAUACCAAAUGCCUACUGAACAUUUUGCAGUAUUAAUUUUCAUUUGAUUUCAUAUUAAAUAAACAUUUAAAGUCA